AUGCCAAGUGAAAUAAUUACCCUGCAAUUGGGCCAAUGCGGCAAUCAGAUUGGCUUUGAGUUUUGGAAGCGCCUGUGCCUGGAGCAUGGCAUUUCCCCGGAUGGGGUGCUUGAAGACUUUGCGGCCGACGGACACGAUCGCAAGGAUGUGUUCUUCUACCAGGCGGACGACAAUCAUUAUAUACCACGUGCCGUACUUCUCGAUCUAGAACCUCGCGUCAUUCACAACAUCAUGAGCUCGACCUAUGCCAAGCUAUACAAUCCGGAGAACGUCUACUUGUCCAAACACGGUGGCGGCGCUGGCAACAACUGGGCUUCUGGCUUCAGCCAAGGCGAAAAGGUGCAGGAGGAGGUGUUCGACAUAAUUGAUCGAGAAGCCGAUGGCAGCGACUCGCUCGAGGGCUUUGUGCUCUGCCACUCCAUAGCCGGCGGCACGGGCUCCGGCAUGGGCUCCUACGUGCUGGAACGUCUGUCCGACCGAUUCCCCAAGAAGCUCAUUCAAACGUACAGCGUUUUCCCCAAUCAGGACGAGAUCAGCGACGUUGUUGUACAGCCGUACAAUUCGAUACUCACCCUGAAGCGGCUGACCAAGUGCGCAGACUGUGUCGUGGUGCUGGACAACACGGCCUUGAAUCGCAUAGCCACCGAACGGCUUCACAUACAAACGCCCACAUUCACCCAGAUCAACAACCUGGUGUCCACCAUCAUGAGCGUUAGCACAACCACCUUGCGCUAUCCCUCCUACAUGAACAACAAUCUGAUUGGUCUGACCGCGCCACUGAUUCCUACGCCGCAGCUGCACUUUCUCAUGACGGGCUACACGCCGCUGAUCACAGACCUCGAGACCAAGACAAAUGUGCGCAGGACAACGGUUUUGGAUGUGAUGCGCCGCUUGCUACAGCCGAAGAACAUGAUGGUGUCAUCCACCGCCGACAAGCGACACUGUUACAUCUCCAUAUUGAACAUUAUACAGGGCGAGGUGGAUCCCACGCAGGUGCACAAGUCGCUGCAGCGAAUACGGGAGCGCAAGCUGGCGCAGUUUAUACCCUGGGGCCCGGCUAGCAUUCAGGUGGCGCUAUCACGCAGCUCGCCCUACGUCCAGACGGCGCACAAAGUGUCCGGCCUGAUGAUGGCCAAUCACACGGGCGUAAGUGCUCUCUUCAACCGUGCUCUGGCCCAGUAUGACAAGCUGAAGAAACGCAACGCCUUUCUGGAUCAGUUUCGGCGGGAGCCCAUGUUUCAAGAUGAUCUGACCGAGCUGGAUUUGGCGCGCGACACAGUUGACUGCCUGGUGCAGGAGUACGAGGCAGCCACACAGAUGGACUACCGGCACUGGAGUCCGCUAUCAAAUGGUGUCAAGGCGUAA
Messenger RNA from Drosophila novamexicana, 1365 nucleotides. RefSeq names its product tubulin gamma-2 chain (gene gammaTub37C). Gene Ontology annotation, cellular component: spindle; microtubule; centrosome. Gene Ontology annotation, biological process: cytoplasmic microtubule organization; mitotic spindle organization; mitotic sister chromatid segregation. The record is from RefSeq and is a predicted model, not a curated record. Gene Ontology annotation, molecular function: GTP binding; structural constituent of cytoskeleton. The transcript is spliced from 4 exons. NCBI's taxonomy places the organism in Eukaryota, Metazoa, Arthropoda, Insecta, Diptera, Drosophilidae. Bases 1 to 1365 code for a protein of 454 amino acids.